AACUUUGGAGAAGUUGCGGUCAUGGCGUCGUGUGGGGACAUCCUUCACGACAGAAUUCAUAAUGAGAAAUGGUUUACGGCUCGAGGACUCAAGGCAAUAUCCGAUGCGUCAGGAUGGCAGGUUGAAUCGGUGGCAAAGUUGGUAGCGUUGCUCCUCUUGUUUCUUCUUACAAGAAAUAGCAACUGGCUAGUGUGCAAUACAAUUCUUGUCGCCAUUCCUAUGCUUCUCACAUUUCAAUAUCCCGAUGAAAAACCUUCAUCAGAAAGCAUGAGGAUAUACUGGAUCUCUGCUUUUGUAAUGACCGCUUUCGAUCGGAUGCUAGAAGCCUUUCCUUUCUAUUACGUCAUGAAAUUGUCAACUCUUCUCUUUCUACUGGUCGAACCUUCAUGUCUGAACGACAAUAUUAAGAAUUUGUUGAUGGUAACGGUAACUUCUUCGAAGCCAACGAUCCGGCCAGCAUCCAUCGAAGAGAAGGAUGUAAUUACAGCAAAGUCAACUCCGGCAGCUUUGUGGUCAAUUGUGGAGUCACUUAAAUCGGCAAUUGCGCCUAGCAGCCCGAAAGGGGGAGAGUCACUUCGUGGCCGUGUUCCUCCUCGCAAAUCUGUCGAAAAUCCUCGUCAAUCUCAACCUCCUGCUUUGAAAAAUGAAGAGAACGUCAAUAAAUCUGGAUCUAAGGAGUCUACCGAAAGCAAAUCUGGAUCUAAAGAGUCCGCCGAAGGUGCACAGAAAUCGAAUACUGACAAACCUAAUAAAAGCAAGAAGACAACGGUUCCACUACAAGGUAGAGCAUUGAGCUUUGGCUCCUCAGUAGCUCCUAGCCCGUACGAAACUGGGCCAUUAGCAGCAAUGCCAAAGCCAAAACUCUCAUCGGGCGAGUCUAUAGGACGCGCUUCUGUGGCUAGCGGCCCACCAGUUGCCGUUGGAGAAAAAAGGAGUGUGACGUCAACUUAUGUAAAUAUACCAAAACCAUCAGGCGGUAGAGGCUCACUUCGUGUCCUUCGUCGUGCGAAAAAGUCGCCACAAAUGAAAAAGUGAUUAUUUUACCUAAUAUACCAAAGUAGAAUUAUUCUCGUACGUGUAAAUAAACUCGUAUCGCCA
Molecule: messenger RNA, 1098 nt
Organism: Cylicocyclus nassatus
Lineage: Eukaryota; Metazoa; Nematoda; Chromadorea; Rhabditida; Strongylidae
Source: the annotation of a GenBank genome assembly